GUGGAAAUAAAAAGGUGGCAACAUUUAUAGCCAAUAUAUUUCACACUAACAAAGUGAAGUCAACCAAACGAAAAAGGAUUACAUUGUAAAAUAAAUCAAAAGACAUAACGAAAAAUAAAUAAAAUUCGAAAAAUAACAAUAUCAACUAAAGUCAAUAUUAAUCAAGAAAUAUAAGAAGUAACCUAAACUAAUCAUUGACUUUAAAGUUAAGGUUCCAGGCAAAGUGUGCAUUUUCUAUUACCAUCUGUUCGUUGUCGAUUCUGUGGAUACCUUUGGAGAAGAAGAAGAUUAGAACUUGAAAAAACAACAUUUGUUUCUAUUAUUGAAAAUGUACAAGAAACGUAAAAAUGAACAGAAAACUGUGGCUGAGAAAGUGGCUGGUCUUAUCAUACAUCCUAACGGAAACGAGACUGAUGAAGAGACCACAGCAAUUGAAGAAAUCGCAAAGCCACUCGUGGCAGAAUUUGAUGAUGAUGAAUACCAAUUACCAGAAGAUGCUCGUGCAACUGAAUUUAGGAAAAAAAACAUGAUAUUAUUGUCUGAACAAAGUGUACGUUAUAAAGGAAAAAUAACCAGUCGAAAGGAAUUGGAAGCAAGCGAUAGCGAAGAUGACAGUGACGAAGGAAGCGAACAAAAUGUGCCUGCAUUUUCUGACUCGAAUGAAGAGAGCACGUCUGCGAAUCAGUCAAAAAUUGAAUAUGAAAAUUCUUCCAGUGAGGAUGUUGAUGAUGAAACGGAAAUGAGCGAAUUCACAGAGGAAAGCGAAGACGACAUAGAAGAAGAGACUAAAGAUGAUAACCAUCUGUUUAAUAAAGCAAACUAUGAAACUGAAAUUCAAAAAGGUGUAUGCGUACAAAAUCAACUACGUAUUUGGGAACGUCUGCUAGAGCUGCGCAUACAUUCGCAAAAGAUAUUAACUAAAGCAAAUGAGUUACCUAAACCUGAGGAAAUGCAAGAUUGUUUGAAAAAUCAACAAAAUUUCGCAGAUAUUUUGAAUCCUUCGCUGAAGCUUCUGAAUCAGUUAAUUGACCUACAGGAUUAUUUCACUAAUCAAUUUUCUGAACUGAAGAGAGUUGCAAGAGCAGGCGACAAAAGGCCCUACCCUUUUACGAUAGAUGAAGUUCAAAGUGAACAUCCGCUUAAGCAAAUCAAUCAAAGUCUACAAGAACGCUUUGAGAAUUUUCGUUCAUAUCGCAAUGAGAUCUUAGCCAAGUGGGACGAUCGCACGAAGUUGCUAUAUCCUGGAGCAGGUGGAAGGAAAAAAUUUCCCGAGGAAUAUGAUAUAAUUAAAAAAAUUGAUAACGCCUUGAUGAACAAAUCCACUUUGAUAAAAAAAUCUCAACAACUGCAUAAUAAAUCUUUGCAUAAAAAUGAAAAUAAUGAUUCUAUGGAAAAAUCGGAAAUUAUGUUAAAUCCGAACGUAUACGAUGAUAGCGAUUUUUAUCAUCAGCAAUUACGAGAAUUAAUUGAAUAUAAAACCAGUACAAGCGCAAGUCUCAGUGAAGUUACUAAACAAUUUAUAGAACUACAAAAAGUUCGACAAAAAAUGAAGAAAAAAAUCGACACCAGGGCCAGUAAGGGCAGGAAAAUACGUUACUUAGUUCAUAAAAAAUUGAUUAAUUUUAUGGCGCCACACGACAAUACCAGCUGGUCCGAGGAAUCUAAAGAUGAAUUGUUUAAAUCUCUAUUCGUUUGAUAUAAAAUGGAAAGA
Glossina fuscipes is the source of this 1711-nucleotide messenger RNA. It is a transcript of the gene Aatf, whose product is annotated as protein Aatf. The transcript has 2 exons. Bases 329 to 1696 code for a protein of 455 amino acids. Gene Ontology annotation, biological process: regulation of transcription by RNA polymerase II. NCBI's taxonomy places the organism in Eukaryota, Metazoa, Arthropoda, Insecta, Diptera, Glossinidae. Gene Ontology annotation, cellular component: nucleus; nucleolus. The record is from RefSeq and is a predicted model, not a curated record.